AUGGGUUACGAUGAUGUCAUAAAAUAUCUGGGUGAUUUUGGCCGUUAUCAGAAGCAAAUUUAUUUCCUUUUGUGUUUACCCGCCAUAUCGUGCGCCUUUCACAAGCUGGCCGGAGUUUUCCUUUUGGCCCGUCCCGAAUUCCGCUGUGUACUGCCAUUUGAAAAUGCCGGCGAAAAUCAAACACGUUUUGAAAAUUUCAAUAAAACCCUAUGGAAUCUGGCCUAUCCAUAUGACACAAUCACUGAUACCUAUCAGGUUUGUGAAUACUACGAUGUGGACUAUAAUGAGGAUUAUUUGAAUGGCAGCAGUUUGGCAGUACCGUCCGGCAAUGAGACAAAGUCCUGUGAACAUUUCGUCUAUGACCAGAGUGUGUAUAAGAGCAGUGCGGUGACCGAAUGGAAUAUGGUGUGUAGCCGCCAGCUGCUGAGUGCCACCAGCGAUUCCUUGUUCAUGGUUGGUGUCCUGCUGGGUAGUAUUAUUUUUGGCCAACUCUCCGAUAAAUAUGGACGCAAACCGAUUUUCUUUGCCUCGUUGGUGAUUCAAGUGGUGUUUGGCGUUUUGGCCGGCGUGGCUCCGGAGUACUUUACCUAUACCAUAUCGCGUAUGAUUGUGGGCGCCACCACUUCGGGUGUGUUCUUGGUGGCCUAUGUCAUUGCCAUGGAAAUGGUCGGUUCAUCGUAUCGUCUGUUUGCCGGUGUGGCCUGCCAAAUGUUCUUCUCGGUCGGUUUUAUGCUCACAGCUGGAUUUGCCUACUUCAUUAGAGACUGGAGAUGGUUGCAAAUUGCCCUGACCCUACCGGGUUUACUAUUCAUGUGCUAUCACUGGAUCAUACCCGAAUCGGCCAGAUGGCUUUUGUCCAAGGGCCGCAAAGAUGAAGCCAUUGUGGUAAUUGAAAAGGCAGCCAAGGUCAAUAAUGUCACCAUACCCCAAGAGGUCUAUGAGAAUCUCAUUGAUGAAUCUGCGGAAAAGAAAAAUGACGCCGAGGCCAAUAAAAAUGACAAGGCAGCAGCGGCCAGUGUCUUUGAUCUGCUACGUUACCCGAAUUUGAGACGUAAGACCCUCAUCAUUUUCUUUGAUUGGUUUGUCAACAGUGGUGUCUACUAUGGCUUGUCGUGGAACACCAACAAUUUGGGUGGUAAUGUCCUGCUGAAUUUCAUGAUUUCGGGUGCUGUAGAAAUUCCCGCCUAUUUGCUACUGCUGUUCACCCUGAAUCGCUGGGGUCGCCGUACAAUUUUGUGUGGCUGUAUGUUGGUGGCCGGUGUUGCCUUGCUGCUGACCAUCAUUGUUCCGGCUAAUUUAAAUUGGCUCAUCAUUCUAUUUGCCAUGAUUGGUAAAUUGGCCAUUACCUCGUCGUAUGGCACGAUUUAUAUUUUCUCAGCCGAACAAUUCCCUACAGUGGUGAGAAAUGUGGGUUUGGGCGCCGCUUCUAUGGUGGCUCGUAUAGGUGGCAUUUUGGCGCCCUAUUUAAAUUUAUUGGGUCAAAUUUGGCGACCAUUGCCAUUGAUAAUUUGUGGGGCUUUGGCCUUUUUAGGUGGCCUAUUAUCGUUAAUGCUUCCCGAAACUCUGAAUAAGCCAAUGCCGGAAACAAUCGAAGAUGGUGAACGGUUUGGUAAACGCCGUAAUGCCAGCGAUCUCAAUGAAACGGGUGAGGAGCUGACAUCAAUGGUUGCUGGUGAAGGUCAGCAGCAAGCUAAUGGCAAAGCCAAAUGA
Messenger RNA from Musca vetustissima, 1710 nucleotides. Its product is annotated as organic cation transporter protein-like. The transcript has a single exon. Bases 1 to 1710 code for a protein of 569 amino acids. Gene Ontology annotation, molecular function: transmembrane transporter activity. Lineage: Eukaryota; Metazoa; Arthropoda; Insecta; Diptera; Muscidae. The record is from RefSeq and is a predicted model, not a curated record. Gene Ontology annotation, cellular component: membrane. Gene Ontology annotation, biological process: transmembrane transport.